AUGAAUUCAUGCCAAGUCGAACAAGUCAACAAGGCCCCAGAACUCGGGGACUUUCCCGACGAGAUUCUGGACAAAAUAUUCAGCCACCUCCUAAACCCAAGAGAAAAACAACGCCUACUGUUAGAUUGGCUUGGUCACAUUUUUCAGGUUCGCGCAGUGUGUCGUCGCUGGAAUAAUAUCGCUUCUGUACAUCUACUACACACUUUGCCGCUCUGGCAUACCGAAAUCACUAUAAAUGACAAGUUCAGGGCGUGGCACAAACUCAUUGACUCAUUGCGAGUCAGGGACGCUGCUCGCCGCGUUGUCAUCGACACAGUGGCUCAUAGUAAUCACUUCUUAAGUGAUGAAUGCUUAGUGCACAAGUGGCCUCAAUCUUGGAAAGAGGGUGAAUGGCCCGAGUUCCUAUCUGCCAUAAGUUUGACCCGCCAUCUGCCCAACCUUGAUGCGAUAGAGGUGCGCUUCUCAGCAGCCUGCACCGGUCCCGAAGGAGAGCUUGAAGGAAGGCACCUGUCACGUUUUACAGGCCUGGAAAUCACCGAGCCGGCGGAGACUCGCCUCUAUACCCUCGAAGCCGUUGCGAAAGCUAUGAUCGAACGGACUAAACGCCAUCAAAGCUUGAGACUGGUUGAAGAAUUGGUUUUGGAGAAUCUACAAAACAUGCGUUUGAAUAGAGAUCUUGUGAAAUAUGUUUCAUCUGAACAUCUCAAGCGUCUACACAUCAAAGUCACCCACGAGGGCGGGUCAACUAUCGAAAAACGAAAAAAAAAGCAGUUCAACAAUCUACCGGCAGGAAACAAUCUUGUUGAAUUAACACUCUCUGGUGAAUACUGGGGCGCUAUUCCAGGAGAAUUCAACGGCGGUAAACUGUCAUUUCCGACAUUAAAGACUUUAACCUUGGAAGGUUUUGAAAUUUUACGUCAAGAUCAAUUUGAUUGGAUAUUACGGAUAAGAUCUCUUACAAGGCUGCAUCUCCAUUGCUGCCCAAUUAUUACCCAUUGCCUUGUCUUUCAACCCGAGUUUGAUUACUGGAAUGUCAACCUACAAGGUUGGAAGAGAGUUCAGGAUGCCAAUUAUGAUCCCGCGACACAUCCUGACCGAUAUAAGGUGCCUCAUGAACCAGACCUUGACGCACUUGAGCCUGGCUGGUAUGUUAACCCCUUGAGGUGGAACACUCUAUUUGACAGUAUCUGCGAAAAUCUGCCUCUAUUAGAGGACUUUACUUUUGAUGCGCAGAGGUGGGCAAACUACUUUCGUCACAUUGAAAACCCUUUCAACGAGGACAUGAUGACAUUCCGAUAUGUGGGGUUCGCCCACAAACGGCGUUGCCUCCAAAGCGUAUCGCUUUAUCUUGAUGAGACUAUGGACGAGUGUAAUUAUGUGCAGGACGAUAUGCUAGGGAAACCAAAAGAAAUAAUCAAGGUGGCUGAACCGGCGGAUCGCCAGGCGCUGGACAAGCUGCUCCAAACAAUUCAAGAGCGGCGCAAUGGGAAGCAUGCCUCUGUGGAAGACGAUAACCCCAGGGAUCUAAAACGAAUCAGAUAUAACUGA
Messenger RNA from Fusarium poae, 1548 nucleotides. RefSeq lists its product as uncharacterized. Gene Ontology annotation, molecular function: protein binding. Bases 1 to 1548 code for a protein of 515 amino acids. The record is from RefSeq and is a predicted model, not a curated record. Lineage: Eukaryota; Fungi; Ascomycota; Sordariomycetes; Hypocreales; Nectriaceae. The transcript has 2 exons.